ACAAAGUUCUGUUCAUCUUUGAUGGUCUGGAUGAGUGCCGACUGCCCCUAGACUUCCAGAACAACAAGAUCUGUUGGGACGUCACAGAGAGAACCUCAGUGGAUGUUCUGCUGACAAAUCUCAUCAAGGGAAAUCUGCUUCCCUCUGCUCUCAUCUGGAUAACUACCCGACCUGCAGCAGCCAAUAAGAUCCCUUCAGGGUGUGUUGACCAGGUGACAGAGGUACGAGGGUUCAAUGACCCACAGAAGGAGGAGUACUUCAGGAAGAGAUUCAGUGAUGACGACCUGGCCAACAGAAUCAUCUCACACAUAAAGACAUCAAGGAGCCUCCACAUCAUGUGCCACAUUCCAGUCUUCUGUUGGAUUUCUGCAACAGUCCUUGAACACAUGCUGAAACAUAAGAGAGAAGAGAUGCCCAAGACUCUGACUGAGAUGUACACACACCUUGUGGUGUUUCAUACCAAACAGAAAAAUGACAAGUAUCCUGGGAAAGAAGAGACAGGUCCACACUGGAAUAAAGAGAGCAUUCUGUCACUGGGAAAACUGGCUUUUCAACAGCUUGUGAAUGGCAAUCUGAUUUUCUAUGAAGAAGACCUGAAAGAGGCUGGCAUUGAUGUCAAUGAAGCCUCAGUGUACUCAGGAUUGUGCACACAGCUCUUUAAAGAGGAAUGUGGGCUGUACCAGGACAAGGUGUACUGCUUUGUUCAUCUGAGCAUUCAGGAGUUUCUGGCUGCUGUAUAUGUGUUCCUCUCAUUCAUCAACAACAAUGAGAAUCUAAUGGACAAACUGCAAACAAACGACGAGUCUGAAGUUACUGUCUACAAGAGUGCUGUGGAUAAAGCCUUACAAAGUGAGACGGGAAACCUGGACCUUUUCCUCCGCUUCCUUCUGGGACUCUCAAUGGAGUCCAAUCAUAAGCACUUACGAGGUCUACUGACAAAUACAAGAAGCAGCUCACAGAGUCAUGAAGAAACAGUCAAGUACAUCAAGGAGAAGAUCGGGGAGAAUCCAUCUCCAGAGAGGAGCAUCAAUCUGUUCCACUGUCUGAAUGAACUGAAUGACCAUUCUCUAGUGGAGGAGAUCCAAAGCUACCUGAGAUCAGGAAGUCUCUCAAAACCCAACCUGACACCUGCACAGUGGUCAGCUCUGGUCUUUCUGUUGCUGACCUCAGAAAAGGAGCUGGAUGUGUUUGACCUGAAGAAAUAUUCCAGAUCAGAGGAAGGUCUUCUAAGGCUGCUGCCAGUGGUUAAAGUCUCCAGAGCUGCUCUGCUGUCAGACUGUGGAGUCACAGAGGAAGGCUGUGCUUCUCUGGUCUCAGCUCUGGAGUCAAACCCCUCACACCUGAGAGAGCUGGACCUGAGUAACAACGACCUGAAGGAUUCAGGAAUGAAGCUGCUCUCUGCUGGACUGGGGAAUCCCCACUGUAAACUGGAGACUCUGAGGCUGUCAGGCUGUCUAGUCACAGAGGAAGGCUGUGCUUCUCUGGUCUCAGCUCUGAGGUCAAACCCCUCACACCUGAGAGAGCUGGACCUGAGCUACAAUCACCCAGGAGACUCAGGAGUCAGACUGCUCUCUGCUGGACUGGAGGAUCCACACUGCAGACUGGAGAAACUCAAUGUGGAACAUGGUGGAGAGAACAGAAUGAAACCUGGACUUAGAAAAUAUGUCUGUGAUCUCACACUGGACCUAAACACAGUAAACAGACUCCUCUCUCUGUCUGAGGAGAACAGAAAGGUGACAUGGAGGAGAGAGAAGCAGCCGUAUCCUGAUCACCCAGAGAGAUUUGACUACUAUAGACAGGUGCUGUGUAGAGAGGGUCUGACUGGGCGCUGUUACUGGGAGGUAGAGUGGAGUGGGGGAAGGGCUGAUAUAGGAGUGACAUAUAUAGGAAUUAACAGGAGAGGAAAUGGAAAGGUUGAUGACUGUUGUCUUGGAUACAAUGACAAGUCCUGGAGUCUGUUCUGCUCUGACAACAGUUACACUGCCUGUCACAAUAAUAAUCUCACAACCAUAGACGUCCCCCCCUCCAGAUCCCACAGAGUAGGAGUGUAUCUGGACUGGCCAGCCGGCACUCUGUCCUUCUAUAGAGCCUCCUCUGACACACUGACCCACCUGAACACAUUCACCUCCACAUUCACUGAGCCCCUCUAUCCAGGGUUUUGGGUUUGGGGUGAUGACUCCUCAGUGUCCCUGUAAAUAAUAACCUGAUACACACAGACACACACACACAUUGAACAUACAUACACACACUCACAUUGCACACACACACUGGACAAUCACACACACACUGGGCAAAGACACACACACUGGACAAAGACACACACACUGGACAAAGACACAUACACUGGACAAACACACACACACUGGGCAAAGACACACACACACACACUGGACUCACACACACACACACACACUGGACUCACACACACACACACACACACUGGACAAUCACACACACAAUGGACAAACACACACACACCUGCUGGACACACACUGGACACACACACACACACUGGACACACACACACACAAACCUGCUGGACACACACUGGACACACACACACACACACACUAAACACACACUGGACACACACACACACACUGGACACACACAAACUGACACACACUGGACACACACACACACACACACACACACUGAACACACACUGGACACACACACACACACACACACAUACACACUGGACACACUGGACACACACACACUGGACACACACACACACUGGACACACACACACACUGGACACACACACACACACACACACACACACUGGGCAAACAAAAACACACACACACACACACUGGACACACUGGACUCACACACUGGACACACACACACUGAACACACACACACACACACACACACACACACUGGGCAAACAAAAACACACACACACACACACUGGACACACUGGACUCACACACUGGACACACACACACUGGACACACACACACUGGACACACUGGACACACACACAGACACACAUGCGUGUCUUUCUAUAGUUGAGAGGACCUCUGACAACAACACCGUUAAAAUUCCAAUGUGAUCAUAUGUCUUUUAUGUUGUAAAACUAAUUAUACAAUUAUAUAUGGACAUACGCUCCAUAGUUGUACAAGUAUACAAUGAUAUAUUGUACUUUUCAUAAUAAAACAUACUUGAAACAAGAAAAGGCU
This is a messenger RNA of Oncorhynchus nerka (sockeye salmon), 3191 nucleotides long. RefSeq names its product tripartite motif-containing protein 16-like. Lineage: Eukaryota; Metazoa; Chordata; Actinopteri; Salmoniformes; Salmonidae. The record is from RefSeq and is a predicted model, not a curated record. The coding region runs from base 336 to 2195 and encodes 619 amino acids. The transcript is spliced from 5 exons. Gene Ontology annotation, biological process: intracellular signal transduction. Gene Ontology annotation, molecular function: protein binding.